Molecule: messenger RNA, 4241 nt
Organism: Oncorhynchus masou masou (cherry salmon)
Lineage: Eukaryota; Metazoa; Chordata; Actinopteri; Salmoniformes; Salmonidae
Product: neurexophilin-1-like
Exons: 2
Coding region: 265-1101 (278 amino acids)
Molecular function (GO): signaling receptor binding
Source: RefSeq, a predicted model, not a curated record
CUGACAAUCAGACCUACAAGCACUACCAUUCACGCAACACCGCCACUAAUCCUGCAACAAAGAACGUAUCAUUCACAUCUUCCAAUAGACAAAAAAUAGACAGAGCAUUUGAUUUUCAGCCCUCAGUCAAUCUGAAGAUUGAUCCCUGCUAUUUGCUCCAGGGUCUUUUUCAGGUUUCCCUUUGUCAUUUAUCUCUAGUUGUGGCAUUUUUACAUAGUCCAUUUUAUUUUAUUUUUCAAGAAAGGGAUUUGCGUACAGGUAGGCAUGAAAGGUGAAGGUCUACCAAGAGGAAUGAAGUCCACAUGUUGGUGCGUUGUUCUCCUGUCACUCAUUUCUAUGGUUACAAGUGCCCAUUCGUCUGCUUCUGGAAGUUCAGACGUUCUGAAGUCAGAGAGCCCGAAGUCGAGAGCUAAGGACCUCUGGACAACAGACACCAGCAAGGACUUAUCCAUCAGUCGCCUGCUCUCCCAGACCUUUUAUGACAAGAACCUGUCUGGCCUGGAUCUGAACUAUGACAAGUUGGAACCAUACUCUAAACAGGAGCUCUGGGACUGGCUCCACAACGCCUCUAGCCUUCGUGACCCCCGCUCCCGAUCCAAGAGGAGACCCAUCGUCAAGACAGGAAAGUUCAAGAAGAUGUUCGGCUGGGGCGACUUCCACUCCAACAUCAAGACAGUGAAGCUCAACCUGCUGAUCACCGGGAAGAUCGUAGACCACGGCAAUGGCACGUUCAGCGUCUAUUUCCGCCACAACGCGACGGGCCAGGGCAACGUGUCGGUGGGUCUGGUGCCGCCCACCAAGGCCGUGGAGUUCCAGCUGCAGCAGUCGACGGUCCUCGAGCCCAAAGACACCAAGCUGUUCAACUGCAGGGUGGAGUACGAGAAGGUGGAGAAGGGCACCAGGAAGUCGCUGUGUUCCCACGACCCUUCGCAGAGCUGCCCUCAGGAGCAGACCCAGAGCCAUGUAUCCUGGCUGUGCUCCAAGCCCUUCAAAGUCAUCUGCAUCUACAUCUCCUUCUACAGCACCGACUACAAGCUGGUGCAGAAAGUGUGUCCGGAUUACAAUUACCACAGCGAUACUCCCUACCUCCCCACCGGGUGAUUGGCUGAGCAGCUAAGGGAAUGGAACAGAGACAGACAGGGCAUUCGCUCCUGAGAGGUGUCAGUUGAUUUGAGCUAGGCUGGCACGGCCCUCAAUAGAACAGAGGGGGAUGCUUUACUGUCGGAACAGAACUGUUAAAAGGUAUUAAUAAAGCUAAUGCGUCCCUGCUGCUUGUGAGAUCGCUACACUGAGCAGACCUUCCCUAUGGCCAUUGUACGAGCAUUUAGGACACAACAUUUCCUGGCUUGGCAUACUUUUUCCUCAUGUAUUUUGACCCUCUAUAGUAGCUAUACGAAAGUACUCAGCCGGAGCUCUCGCUGAAGGUUUGCCAUUAUGUAAAUAAUAACUCAUAAAGCCCACUUUAUUCUAUUAGAAAGUGUUUCGACCUUCUAAUGUAACUCUGUGUGUUGAUGGAAUAGCAUUUUUCAUUUUCUCUCAUUGUCCGUUUCUGUUUGUCGCUGGUGAUUACAAAGCGGGAAAUGAAAUAGGUAGAUGUCGACUUACUGUGAAGGAAAGUGUCAGAACGCAUUAAGACGUGCCAUCUAUUUCAUUACGUGUUUGUAUCUGUAUGACAGCCAGAAAUACAGAUCCUUUCAGAAUUGUUUCUUUUUCAGUCUCAGUGAAUUAUUGAAACAUCAACAUCACAUUUAAUAAGAGCAACUCUAAAAAAGAAAAUACAUAAAAUAAAAAAUUUCCUACAGAUAUACACUGAGUAUACCUAACAUUAGGAACACCUUCAUAAUAUUGAGUUGCACCCCCUUUUGCCUUCAGAUCGGCCUCAAUUAGUCAGGGCAUGGAGUCUAUAAGGUGUCAACGCGUUCCACAGAUAUGCUGGCCCAUGUUGACUCUAAUGCUUCCCACAAUUGUGUCAAGUUGGCUGGAUGUCCUUUUGGAGGGUGGACCAUGCUUGAUACAAAUGGGAAACUGUUGAGUGUGAGAAACCCAGCAGCACUGCAGUUCUUGACACAAACCGGUGCACUUGGCACCUACUACCAUACCCCGUUCAAAGGCACUUAAAUAGUUUGUCUUGCCCAUUCACCCUCUGAAUGGCACACAUACACAAUACAUGUCUCAAUUGUUUCAAGGCUUAAAAAUACUUCUUUAACCGGUCUCCUCCCCUUCAUCUACACUGAUUCAAUGAGGAGUCAUAGCUUUCACCUGGUCAGUCUAUAUCAUGGAAAGAGCAGGUGUUCUUAAUGUGUUUGUAUGCUCAGUGUACAUUGUUUUCGGUAGAUAAAGAAAAAAAAUGCUAGCAAUGGUUUUCAGCUCUGACAUGGAUGCCAUGUUGAUAGCAAUCUCUUGCCAUCAGUUAUAUCCUAUCCGACACAAGUUAAUGUGGAGUAAAUCAGCUCAAUGAAGGACUUUCAUUCAUUAUGGAUCUAAGUGUAUUUCAAUAUUUAAAAAAGAAGCAUUUAUGUUUGCCCCAUGAGAAAAAAACACAGUAAAGAGUCCCCACUGUUCGCUAUAAAACAUUAAAUCAAGGAAAUCAAAGGAAGUUACAGCAUAAAAUGUGCUGCUUGCCAGAGGACAUGUAUUAAACUGCAGGGGCAUCUCUCCACACAUUAUAACAACCACUUCUGACAUCAAUAACGCAAAUUCUGGAUGAUGAUGAUGUAAUAACACUAUACGAUAAUGAUGCUGGAUAUUCGAUUUGGCCAUUAAGCUUUCAUUACGCAAAUGUGAUGCUUGUAGCUGAUUGUGAAACAUCUCUGAGAACCAUCACGGUGAUUGUCAUCCCUGUGUGAGAGAAUAAUGUCUGGGAAUUACACUGACACACAACGGGAGUAGAAGUCCUUCAUGAGGUUGAUGGGCACCUUGAGGUGGAGUUCUUUAUGCAGUUUGCAUUGCACAUCUAACUAGUCAACUACUACAGGGUCUUUAGUACUGUACACGUGCACACAGGCUCGUUUGUUGUUGACACAACUGAAAAAAAUGGAAUGGAAGAUUUGACAAAGUACUUCAUAAGAAAUAGGGGUUUGUUUCCUAUGAAGAGAGGGGCCCAUGUGAUAAGGGAGUGUGAACAGGGAUUUAUGAUGUGGAUGAACAAAGCUGACAGAAAUAAGCAUUAACAUUUGACUCGUAAAUUGAGAGCAGUUAUCUGUCAUCAUGGCUACUGGAUGACAAAUGUCUCAGAUUAUUUAAUUGAGUGGGUCUUCCAUUUUUAUAAAGUGUCGUUUUCUGUAUAAGAUCAGUUAAAUAUAUUGCCAAAUUGGACACUCUUGUCUUCAUUUUGUGGAAUACACUAUACUGUACUUGAGUUAUGGCUAAUUAUUAUUUAUUUGAAAUAUAUGAAUGAAUUCAAUUGCACUCUUUUAGAUGGGCCAUGUCCAAUAGUUGCCAUGUCCAAUAGUUGCCAUGUCCGAGUCUAAGCUCUAUCUAGUACCAUUUCUAGGAAUGAAACCCUCUAUCUGUAAUAUACUACUGCAUGAUUACCGCAAGGCUUUUGAUGAGUGAAUUAUCCUCCACCUCAGAUCCAGUCUGUUGGUGCAGUUGUCCUGGGCCAUAGCCGCACACCAAGCCUCUGGUCCCCUCCUGCUCUCAAAUAACUACCUGAAUAAUGUGGUCUGGGGAACUGUCACCAAUGGCAGAUAGAACCAGGGGAUUUCUCCUUCAGACUCCCAAUGACACCCAGCAGCUGCAGGAGUAAACAGAUGACUAACCACUGGCCUUUUGGCAGCCAUUUGAAACUGGGAGGAGGAGGAGACCUGUAAACGUUGCCCUGACAUUUAGGUGGAUUAAAAAGUUAUUGGGAUCCGGCUCUCCUGGUGUCAGAGGUAGUUGGCUCCGUAAUUAAUUGUGUCUUGGUCUUUUUUCAAGAAGCUCAGCUAAAAGCCUGCUAAGUAUCAUGCUUGUUGAAGUCCUUCACUUACUGUAUGUAAGGCUAGGUACACUUGGUUAGCCUAGCUCUUUAUCUGAUAUGACAUCUACAUUAGUGACCAAAUAGCAUAUCACUCAUAAACAGAUCAUCAGGUGGGACGUCAAAUGACUUAUCUGAGUUUGUGCAAUUGGCAUCUAAUUCCAGAGUAAUUCAUUAAUGUCAUUUUGUAUCUUGUUAUGUUAUUGCAGAAUUCAUGUUAUGUUUUGCUUUGAAUCUGUGGUGUUAAUUUCUGUGUGAAAUGCUGACAUAUUAAAGCACUAUC